Lasiodiplodia theobromae is the source of this 888-nucleotide messenger RNA. RefSeq lists its product as uncharacterized. Gene Ontology annotation, molecular function: oxidoreductase activity. Lineage: Eukaryota; Fungi; Ascomycota; Dothideomycetes; Botryosphaeriales; Botryosphaeriaceae. The transcript has a single exon. Bases 1 to 888 code for a protein of 295 amino acids. The record is from RefSeq and is a predicted model, not a curated record.
AUGGGCUCCGUCACUACCUCCUUCACCACCGGUCGCAUUGAGAUGUUCAAUGGCACCACCGAUGGCAAGGAAGCCUACCUCGACCCCUCCACCAAUGAGACCAACCUGGUCCCCAAGAAGGUCCACCAUGUCACCAUUCAAGACAUCCGUGAGCAGUACCCUCGGCCUCAGUUGGUAAAUGAGGGCUACGAGGUCACGGAAUUUCCCAGCAGCCUCACCGAGGAGCAGUUCCUCAACAACACCACCCCCGAGGGCAAGCAAUUUAUCCGCGACCACUACUGGCCCGAGAUGAAGCAGCUCAUCCAGGAGAAGACCGGCGCCCAGGUUGUCAUCCCCUGGCACUUCUCGGUCCGCAAGCAGACUCUCGGCUACCACCCCGACGAGAUCUUCUUCAUGAAGACGGGCAUCUCGCAGCCCGCCUCCACAAUCCACAUCGACAACUCGCACCAGACGGCCAUCGACCACUUGUCGCGUGAGGUCGGUGCCGAGGAGGCGCAGCGCCUGAUCGCCUCGCACAAGCGCUGGGCCAUCGUCAACGUGUGGCGGCCCGUCAGCUACGCCGUGCAGCGCUGGCCGCUGCUCAUCGUCGACUACAGCCGCGUCAAAGACUUCAGCUUCGAGAACAACGUCGCCCGCAUCCAGCGCAGCAACGACCCCAAGUACUACAAGUCGCACGACAACUUCAUCAAGCACCACCCCGACUACAUCUACCGCUACCCCAGCAACCUCCGUCCCGAGGAGGUCAUUAUGUUCAAGGACUACGACUCCCGCACCGACAAGGUUCGCGGUUGCCCCCACGGUGGCUUCCAGGAUGACAAUACCGCCGAGGAUGCCCCUGCUCGCAGGUCUAUCGAGGUCCGCCUGUUCGUCUUCUUCGAUGACGAGUAG